This is a messenger RNA of Mangifera indica (mango), 813 nucleotides long. RefSeq names its product auxin-induced protein 15A-like. The transcript has a single exon. NCBI's taxonomy places the organism in Eukaryota, Viridiplantae, Streptophyta, Magnoliopsida, Sapindales, Anacardiaceae. The record is from RefSeq and is a predicted model, not a curated record. The coding region runs from base 129 to 437 and encodes 102 amino acids. Gene Ontology annotation, biological process: response to auxin.
CCCACCUGUUUAGCAGAUAACAAGCCAACUCAAGCUUCCCUUACCAACUGAUAGCCUUUCCUAAAGCAACAAUCCUUUAAAAUCUUACUCUUGAUUCAUAUUAAAGAAAAUACAUUUCGGUGCUAGUCAUGGGUAUCCGAAUGCCAGGUUUCUUUCUUGCUAAACAAGUUCUUCGUCAGUCCAUUCAAACUGCAAAGAAAGGAGCUUCAACGUCUUUAGAUGUACCGAAAGGCUUCUUUGCAGUAUAUGUUGGAGAGACUCAGAAUCAGAAGAAGCGCUUUGUGGUUCCUGUGUCCUAUCUGAACCAGCCUUUGUUUCAAGAUUUGCUAAAUAAAGCAGAAGAGGAAUUUGGCUUCAACCAUCCAAUGGGUGGUUUAACAAUUCCCUGCGGAGAAGAAACUUUCAUUUAUGUCACUUCGCGCUUAAAUAGAACAUAGGAGAAGGCAGGAAUUACUGACUUGAUGUAAAUAUUAUUUAGCCUCUUUUGAUAGAAGUUUGCAGGGACAGAGUCUUCCCAUAUAGGAAAAGUGAGUAAUGGAAUACAAUAUUAUUUCCAUCUCAAAUUCAUUAUACUCACUAGUUUUAUGAUCAUUCUCCGUAUUUAGAUGAAUAGCAAUUUUAAACUUGUAAUCCGAUGCAACCUCAAUUUUUAUAGAUGGAAUUCAACUACUCUGUAAUCGUCAUUGACAUUCCCAUCAAACAUGUAACACUGGUGUCUUCUCGGUCAAAUUUACGGAUAGAGACAUCAGCGGUUAGCAUAUAGAUGCCCUAUCAGUCCCAGGUGACACAAGUAGAGUACAAUCUCAUCCAGAA